This is a messenger RNA of Saccostrea cuccullata (small rock oyster), 3795 nucleotides long. RefSeq names its product protein sel-1 homolog 1-like. Lineage: Eukaryota; Metazoa; Mollusca; Bivalvia; Ostreida; Ostreidae. Gene Ontology annotation, biological process: ERAD pathway. The transcript has 18 exons. Gene Ontology annotation, molecular function: protein binding. The record is from RefSeq and is a predicted model, not a curated record. Gene Ontology annotation, cellular component: endoplasmic reticulum membrane. Bases 163 to 2826 code for a protein of 887 amino acids.
GUCAAAACUGAAAAUAAGGUAUCGAUACGUGGCGUUACCAGAGAAAUUUAGCCCAAGCCAACAGAAAAAUGCAAUAUACAUAUGCUUUAUCAUAUCUUAUAUGUAUUUCAUAACUUUAUUUAUGGAAAUAACUAAUAAGGUGUAAGUAACACAAGGGAUAAAAUGGCGGAAAGGAAUAAAAAAUGUGGAUCUGGAAAUCUUACCAAGUGGAAGAUAGUGGUGGUGUUUUCUUCAUUAUUGUUUCUGUGUUUUGUGAUACAUGUGACAGAAGCUAAUGAAGGAGAACAUGAGAACAAAAAACAGAAGAAGGAGGAAUCAGGUUUGGAUGAUAUUAUUAAAGAUUUUGAAAGUUUUGUAGAUGAAAUGGAUGAACAUGUGAAAGAAGAUGAUUCAAAAGACAUAUUAAGCAUUAAUUUAGGUGAAAAACUUGAUAGAUCUGUAAAAAAUGAUAAUCAUAAAUCCUCAGUAAUAGAGGAAAAUGAUGUGAAUGUAAAUAAAGAAGUUUCUUCAGGAUUUGAGCAACAUAGUCCUAAAAAAGACCAAAUGCAAAAAGCUUAUGAUAAAUUGCAAUCUCAAAAUACAAAUAUCAAUACUAAAAAUGAGAAAGUUACAUCUGAAAAGAUAGACAAAAACCCCAUCCAUUUAGACUCUAAACCCAAACAUAAUGCAGAGGAAGGGAAGAGCAAUAUUCCACAUGCAGCUCAAGAACAGACCUCAGAUGUAGGAAAUGAACUCUUGUAUGGUCAAGAAAAUACACCCUUUUCUAACAAUGACGAGAUAGAGUCAUCUGAAAAAGAAUCCUCCUCAACAAUCAGUCCCUCAGAGCCUUCUGUUGACCCCCCAGUGGAGGAUAACCCCUCUACCCCAUCUCCAUCAGAGGACAACCCCUCUAGCCAAUCACUAGUAAAUGACAGCCCCUCUGAUAAAUCUUCAGUGGAGGAAAAUUCCCCCUUUCAACCCUCAGUGGAAGAUGAUCCCUCAGCCCAACCCCCAGUGAACAGUCAGUCCUUAGAAGAUGAGGAAACUGAGGGAGAAGUACAAGAAGAACUCACAGAGGAACAACGUCAAGCUCAAGAAUAUUUUAAUAAGGGAGAAGCUCUUAUAAAUCAGACAUACAGCAAAGAUCACCAACAGGCAAUGGAGUAUUUCCAGUUGGCUGCCAAAUUGAACCAUACGCAGGCACUGGAACAUGUGGCUUUUGCUUAUGUUCUCGGAGACUACUUGCCACAUAACAUAGAAAAAGCAAAAGCUAUUUUCCAGGAUCUGGCAGCCAGGGGUUCCCCUAAAGGACAGCUGGGUAUGGCAUUCCUAUACAGUACGGGGAUAGGAGUGAAUUCCAGUCAGGCAAAGUCUCUUGUAUAUUUCACUUUCGCUGCACUUGGAGGAGAUCCUUUAUCUCAAAUGGCUUUGGGUUACCGGUAUUGGUCAGGGGUAGGUGUGGAGAGAAAAUGUGAGACCGCCUUAACAUAUUACAGAAAGGUGGCAACAACAGUGGCAGAUGCAGUGACCCUGUCUGGGGGCCCUGUCAUUCAGAGAAUUCGACUCCAGGAGGAGGCAGAGAACCAAGUGACUGGACAGAGUAUGAUGAUGGACGACGACCUGCUUCAGUAUUACCACUUCCUGGCCGACAAAGGGGACGUCCAGGCCCAGGUGGUGCUGGGGCAGCUCUACUUCCAGGGAGGGAGGGGCGUUGGCAUCAAUCACGAGAGAGCCCUGCACUAUUUCCUGAUGGCAGCAGAGUCUGGUAAUGCCAAUGCUUUCGCUUUUCUUGGAAAGAUGUACUCAGAGGGCAGCCCUGCAGUAAAACAAAGUAACGAGACAGCAUUUAAUUACUUCAAAAAAGCUGCUGACAAGGGCAAUCCCGUGGGACAGACAGGACUGGGGAUGCUGUACAUGUAUGGAAAAGGGGUAGACAAGGAUUUUACUAAGGCACACAAGUAUUUUAGUUUGGCUGCUGACCAGGGUUGGGUAGAUGGACAGUUACAGCUGGCUCUGAUGCAUUAUGGUGGUAAGGGAGUGCGUCGGGAUUACAAGCUGGCAGUCAAGUAUUUUAACCUGGCCUCACAGGGUGGACACUUGCUGGCCUUCUAUAAUCUGGCUCAGAUGCAUGCCACUGGUACAGGGGUACUCAGAAACUGUCACACUGCGGUAGAGCUGUUUAAAAAUGUGGCUGAGAGAGGCCGGUGGGCAGAAAUGUUACCUGAGGCAUACAACAUGUACAAAGAGGGUCACGUCUCCCAGGCCCUCAUGAAGUAUGUCUUCCUGGCGGAGUUAGGGUAUGAGGUGGCUCAGUCCAAUGUAGCCUAUAUGUUAGACCAAGGGGAUACUGGGAUGUUUGAAGAUACAGAGGUAUUACAGAGGGCCCUGCUUCAGUGGACGCGGGCAGCCUCUCAGGGUUCCACUGUGGCCCGCGUUAAGAUGGGCGACUAUCAUUACUAUGGAUUUGGUACGAAGAUUGACUAUGAGACAGCUGCUAGUCAUUAUCGCCUGGCCUCUGAACAACAACACAGUGCCCAGGCCAUGUUUAAUCUGGGAUAUAUGCAUGAACAAGGACUUGGUCUAAAACAGGAUGUACACCUGGCCAAAAGAUUUUAUGACAUGGCAGCAGAAACCAGUGUGGAUGCUCAUAUUCCUGUCUCUCUAGCCCUCGUCAAACUGGGUUUAUUUUACGGUCUGGAUGUGUUUAGUAAAGAGAUUGAGGAUUACCAAAGACUUUUUUCUAAGCUGGACCCUCGAUUUCACUUGGGACCUGACUGGGACAUCUAUUUAAUGACAUUCCUUGCUCUUCUCCUUGGAUUUAUUGUAUUAUUACGCAGAGUUAGGUGACACCUGCACUAAUUACAAUAAACAAUGCACUGUUAUAUAAAGAAGAUGCCAUAUUUAUCAUUAAUCAAAGAGAAGCAGGUGAAAAAAAAAAAUGUUCUUCAAAUGAAAAAUAGGUUUUCUUUGAAAAAUGAUGUUAGAUUUCCUUUUGUAAUGUUAUAAUUGACUUCAGACUGUUAGAUAUUUAUUAUAUAUUACCUUCUGUGUAUCACUCAAUUUUACUGUUGAUUUCACACAAUCGUGACAGUGUGAUCACCAGUUCUCUGGUUUUCUAAAUCCACAUCACCCCUCUUUCAAUCUGAUGAUGUAGUACACAGUAUACAUUGUGUUAUUUUCUUACACACCAAAUGUUUCAUGAAAUUUUUUCUUUAAAUAUUUUUUAAAAUUGGAUCAAAUGAGAUGAAAAGCAUUGAAGUUGAUCUGAUAAUCCAUGCCUUUCAUCUUGAUACAACUCCAUAGAUCAAGUUGCUUUAAAAAUUAUAUAUGCAGAAGUUUUAAAAUUGAAGACAUAAUCAUGAACUUUUUUUAUGAAGAGAAAAUAAGGUGAGAAGUAGGGAUUAUGAAUUCAGCAAUAUAAAUAAGUGUGAUUUUAUAAGUCUAAUUCGGAGCUUUAGUGAGUUUGUUGAAUAUCCCUUGUGAAUUCUACACAAGUCUUGGUUGUGUAUGACUGAUGACUGCAAAGCGAUGUUAAUCGUGUUAAUUUUUAUACGACUACCUUCAAAAUGUGUUUUAAUAUUGAUCUACAUGUAAAUUUCUGAGUUUUCAUAUGCUGGUGUCAUUUUAGUAUGUUGAUGUGUUUGAGGGUGAGGGUGUGUGUGUUUUGUGUUUAAAAUGUGAAAGGUGGGAAUCUCUGAUGAGCUGUGUGAGUGAGUGAGGAGGUAUCUGGUUGUUGAUUCUUGUGUAUGUACAAAUACAGGGAAAACUGUAUUUACUUUGAUGACAUUAAUGAAAAUAAAAGUAAUGAAAACAUGA